UUUCAGAUUCGACAAGCACAAACGGCAUCAUGUCGCUGACAAUACGCUUGUGUGCGCUUUUGCUGCUGGUGAGCGGUUUAUCAGCCGAGAUUCUCAAUAAGUCGUGGUGGAACAAUACUGUCUUCUAUCAAAUUUAUCCGAGAAGUUUGUAUGAUACCAAUGCCGAUGGCGUAGGCGAUCUGAAAGGAAUAACUUUAAAGUUGCCUUACAUUGCGGAAACUGGCGUCAACGCAAUCUGGCUGUCACCCAUAUAUCCAAGUCCUAUGGUCGAUUUCGGAUAUGAUAUAUCCAAUUUUACGGGUAUCGAUCCAGUUUUUGGCACAAUGGAAGAUUUCAAGGAUCUCUUGGUGAAAGCUAAGAAACUCGGUUUAAAAGUGGUUCUCGAUCUCGUACCUAAUCAUUCAUCUGACAAGCACCCAUGGUUCCAAAAGGGUCUUCAAGGCAAUGAGAAAUAUAAGAAUUAUUAUAUGUGGGCAGAUGGUAAAGAUAAAGACGAUAAAACGCCGCCUAAUAAUUGGAUCAGUGUGUUUAGUGGCUCAGCGUGGGAGUAUGUGGAUUCGCAAAAACAAUGGUAUUUUCAUCAAUUCGAUUAUAGACAGCCUGAUUUGAACUUCUCAAAUCCUGAUGUGAGAGACGAGAUGAAAAAUGUAUUGAAAUUCUGGUUGGAUUUGGGUAUAGACGGAUUCCGCAUCGAUUCCGCCCCGUUUAUUUAUGAAGACCCAGAAUUGAGAGAUGAGCCCAGAAGUUAUGCGGCUGGUCUCACACCGCGAGAUUACUCGUAUUUGGAUCAUAUUUACACUGUUGAUCAAAAACCUACUUACGAGCUAUUCGGAGAUUGGCGAAAAUACGUAGAUGACUAUGCUGACGAGCACAAUCAAGAUCAGAAGAUGAUGGUGAUGGAGGCGUAUACUAGUUUCCCGCAUACCAUGGAAUAUUAUAACUAUAAUGUGACGCCUUUCAAUUUUGCGUUUAUUAUAAAUGUGACUAUUAAUUCGUCCGCGGAAGUUUACAAAGAAAAAAUAGACGGUUGGACGAAUUCAAUGCCGAGUGGUAAAAUUGCCAAUUGGGUAUCUAUUGAACUGGAGAAUGCUUUACGAGAGAGAGAUCAGGCGCAAAUACUCAUCGCGAAUCUCACACGAGCCUUAGAUGAUUCACAACAGAGUCUUCAGAAAUUGAGAAUACAUAAAGACAGUUUAAAGGAGUUUACUCCUAUGGAGAAAACAAACGUUCAACAAGAACCAGCACAAAUUCUUACAGCUAUCGAAGAACCGAUUAGUCAACAAGAAUCCGUACAAUCUGCACAAUCUCCUAUUGAAAAAGAAGUACAACAAGACACUCAGUUAGAUAUUGGUUUAGGCUGGGAUUAUAGCUCGGAUUAUUAUUCGGUUCCUAUAAACAAUAUACAUUUACGUAAGAAAGCCGCUGUCGUGUACACGUCUCUAGAGAUUCCCUAA
Molecule: messenger RNA, 1454 nt
Organism: Formica exsecta
Lineage: Eukaryota; Metazoa; Arthropoda; Insecta; Hymenoptera; Formicidae
Product: maltase A2-like
Exons: 7
Coding region: 30-1454 (474 amino acids)
Biological process (GO): carbohydrate metabolic process
Source: RefSeq, a predicted model, not a curated record